UUUUUUCACUUUUAUUUUAUUUUAUUUAUUUUCUUACUUAAAUAGAAUUUGAUCAAACGCUCUCUUAAAGCAACUUAGUUUUGCAGUUCACUCAAUUCUUAACUCUCUUAAAUUCAAUUUCCAUGGCGAACGACGCCAAAAUCAUUGUCAAGGACGAGCAACCCGACCCGAAUCUCCUCCCCAAACGCUUACCCAACCCGAAUUCCGGCCAUCCCACCGCCGUAAUCGAACUCUCGAGCUCCGACUCCGAUUCCGACUCCUCCUCUUCUUCUGACGACGACGGCGGCCCCGCCACCAGCCGGAGCAGAAAUGCGAGGAAGAAGCGCAGAAAGGCGGCGGAGGACUUCGGCGGAGUGUUGCCGUUGGGAUUUCUGGAUCCCUUGCCUACUACUACUAAGCAGGCGCUGCCGAGCGAGCGGUUGUGUUUGGAGUUUCCGUCGUCGAGAGUGAACGCCGUCCCGCAGACGAGUGUGAAGCAGUUCUGGAAGGCGGGGGAUUACGAGGGGGCGCCCGGCGGUGCUUGGGAUUCUUCUAAUGGUGGCAUGGACCAUGCCAGAAUACAUCCCAGAUUCUUACAUUCGAAUGCCACCAGUCAUAAGUGGGUUCUUGGAGCUUUUGCGGAGCUCUUGGAUAACUCGUUGGAUGAGGUCUGCAAUGGAGCUACGUACGUCAACGUAGAUAUGGUCCAAAGCAAGAAAGAUGGGAACAAAAUGUUGUUGAUUGAAGAUAAUGGCGGUGGAAUGGACCCGGACAAAUUACGCCACUGCAUGUCUCUUGGUUAUUCCGCAAAGAGCAAAAUUGCAGAUACAAUUGGUCAAUAUGGCAAUGGCUUUAAGACAAGCACUAUGAGACUUGGAGCUGAUGUUAUUGUAUUUUCUCGACAUUGUGGGAAAGAUGGGACAAGGCCUACACAGAGCAUUGGAUUGCUAUCUUAUACGUUUUUGAGGAGCACAGGAAAAGAAGACAUUGUUGUUCCCAUGCUUGAUUAUGAAAGGAAAGGACAAGAUUGGAAUAGGAUGGUCCGUUCAUCUACUAUUGACUGGAGUCGAAAUGUUGAGGCGAUAGUCGAAUGGUCUCCCUUUUCAAGUGAAGCAGAUCUUCUUCGGCAGUUCAAUGAGAUGCAAGACCAGGGCACUCGUAUAAUCAUAUACAAUCUUUGGGAAGACGAACAGGGCCUGCUGGAAUUGGACUUCGACGCGGAACCACAUGAUAUUCAAAUUAGAGGUGUCAACAGAGACGACAAGAACAUAGAUAUGGCAAAGAAAUAUCCCAACUCUAAGCAUUUCCUUACAUACCGGCAUUCAUUGAGGAAUUAUGUAGCUAUCCUCUACCUAAGGAUUCCUCCUGGCUUUCGAAUCAUUUUGCGCGGUGAAGAUGUCGAGCACCAUAAUAUUGUGAAUGAUAUGAUGAUGUCACAGGAAAUUACGUACCGACCUCAGCCUGGUGUUGAUGGAAUUCCCGGUCAUUCGAAUAUGGUUGCUAUAGUUACUGUUGGGUUUGUGAAGGAUGCCAAAGCUCACAUUGAUGUCCAGGGGUUUAAUGUCUAUCACAAAAAUCGUCUUAUCAAGCCAUUUUGGAAAAUUUGGCAUCCUGCUGGUAGUGAUGGUCGUGGAGUUAUAGGUGUGCUCGAAGCCAAUUUUAUCGAACCAGCUCAUGAUAAACAAGGUUUUGAGCGGACUAUAGUUCUCGCAAGACUCGAGACACGAUUAAUACAAAUGCAGAGGACAUAUUGGUCCUCAAACUGUCAUAAAAUAGGCUAUGCUGCUCGAAGCAAUAAAAAGGGUAAUAAUGAAGAUAGCUCGGCCGAUUUUCCUGGGUUAAACAAGGGAAGUUUUUCUGCAAGUGAAAAGGGACAGCCCAAGUUUGUGGACAAGGGCAAAAAUAACGGGCAUGUAAAUGGCAAGGAGGAUGUGAGAGCACAACCUAGGAAAAGACCGAGUUAUGCUGACCUGUCAUCAUCUUCUGUAGAGUAUGUUAGCGAUAAUGAUGACGUGCACAACCACACUUCUAAAAAGAAGCCAUCUGUUUUGAAAAGUCGUGACUCUCCUACUGAGAUGCAUUCCCAAACAACUGGAUAUUUAAACUCACAGGAGAACGGUUUUACGAACAAUGAGUUCUCACCGUCAAGUUCCAGCUCUCUUGCUCUAGUAGCUAAGUUGAAAGAAGAGAAUCUCCAGUUGAGAGAGAGAUUGAAAAGAAAAGAAACAGAUAUUCUCGAUGAUCUGCUUCGCGAUUUACAGCAAGAAAAAGAAAGAUCAAAGUCUCUUGAGGCUCAGUUGGAACAGGCGAAUCGAAAGUACGAGAAUCUAACUAGAGAGCAGGAAACUUUGGUAGAUAUAUUUUCAGAAGAGAGGCAGCGCCGUAAUAUCGAGGAGGAAAAUCUGAAAAAUAAAUUAAAGGAUGCAUCGAACACCAUUCAACAGUUGAUGGACAAGUUGAGGUUGUUGGAGAGAGGAUCUUCAAAUGGUAGAUAAGGCUUUUGAUUAUAUCAAUUAUAUAGUUAUUGUUAUAAUAUAUUAUAUAUAUAUAAUAUGCACACUUGUUUUUAAGUGUGUAUGGUGUCAUGCUGUGUAUACCGUAGGAUUAGCGACUAAUCGAACUGCACCAGUUACAUAUCACCUUUGAUCGCGCGAAAGGGAUGACCUUCCGUAGUUGUAUCAAUAAGCUCUGCGUAUUAGGGGUAGAUUAGUCAUUACAUAUCUGGUGUAAGUUCUAACUGGUUGUAACUUAUAAGUUAUAACUAGACUAAGUCUCUUGCAUUUUCUCCUAUUUCAUGGAUUAUUUUAAGAAGAUAUUUGAUUGUGGAUCGUUCUCCGGAUCUUUCUCG
Messenger RNA from Erythranthe guttata (spotted monkey flower), 2827 nucleotides. Its product is annotated as protein MICRORCHIDIA 7. Gene Ontology annotation, cellular component: nucleus. The record is from RefSeq and is a predicted model, not a curated record. NCBI's taxonomy places the organism in Eukaryota, Viridiplantae, Streptophyta, Magnoliopsida, Lamiales, Phrymaceae. Gene Ontology annotation, molecular function: ATP hydrolysis activity.